Humulus lupulus (European hop) is the source of this 1216-nucleotide messenger RNA. RefSeq names its product BAG family molecular chaperone regulator 4. Gene Ontology annotation, cellular component: cytoplasm. NCBI's taxonomy places the organism in Eukaryota, Viridiplantae, Streptophyta, Magnoliopsida, Rosales, Cannabaceae. Gene Ontology annotation, molecular function: protein-folding chaperone binding; adenyl-nucleotide exchange factor activity. The record is from RefSeq and is a predicted model, not a curated record. Bases 206 to 1024 code for a protein of 272 amino acids. Gene Ontology annotation, biological process: protein stabilization. The transcript is spliced from 4 exons.
AGACUUCUAAUAUAGUUUACUUCCACUUUUUCUCAAGUACUUUUUGAACCGUACACUCACCGAACCACAAAACCCAUUCUUUCCUUCCUACCAUUCUCUUCUUCCCAGUCUUUUUACUGUAUCCCCGCUCUCUCUAGUUUCUCCCCUUUCUAACAAUACGACAUUCCAUUUGUUGUCGUUUUUCUCUGAGAACAAAUAUUCUAAUAUGAUGAACAACACAUCUGUGCCCGUACACAACGGCAACGGCAACGGCGAUGAGGUCGAUUGGGAGAUGAGGCCCGGCGGCAUGCUGGUUCAGAUGCGAGACGACGAAGUCGACGCCGCCGGACCUGCUGCUCCUUCUCGUGGUCCUAUGAUCAAAAUCAACGUCUACCAUGACACGGCCCAGCACGAGCUCUUCGUCCCUGCUCAAUCAACUUUUGGGGAUGUAAAGAAGGUUCUUCUACAUAAAACUGGUUUGGAGCCCAAUGAGCAAAAACUCUUGUUUAGGGGAAAAGAAAGGGAGGAUGAGGAGCAUUUGCACGUGUUAGGGGUGAAGGAUAAUUCAAAAGUUGUACUCUUGGAGGAUCACGCAAGCAGAGAAAGGAAGCUUGAGGAGAUGAAGAAGAGCCGUGAGAUAGCAAAAGCAUCUGAAGCUGUUGCUCAAGUCAGAGCUGAAGUUGACAAGCUCUCAGAAAGGGUUGAUGCCUUGGAAGUGGCUGUGAUUGGUGGAACCAAGGUUGAGGGGAAGGAAUUUGACGUAUCAACAGAGUUGCUCAUGAGACAGUUGCUGAAGUUGGAUGGUAUAAAAGCUGAAGGAGAAGCAAAACUGCAGCGGAAGGCUGAGGUACGUCGUGUCCAGAAAUAUGUGGACGCACUGGACACCCUGAAGGGAAGAAAUGCCAAUCCAAUUAACAGCCCUAGCAAUGCUGUAUCAGUAACAACCCAAUGGGAGACAUUUGACAAUGGCGUGGGAAGCUUGAAUGCCCCACCCUCUACACAAUCUCCAACAAAAUUAAAGCAAGAUUGGGAACGGUUUGAUUAGUGCAAAGUUUUGUUCAUGUGAUCUAUAAAAAUUAUUUCAGGAUGUAUACACACCAAUUGUUAUUUCUAAGCUUUGAUUCUUCAAUCAUAGUGUGAGUGUGGCUGUGGUACGAACUUGUGUAGAAACUAGAACGAUAUCUUCUGCUGUUUGCUCAGGAACAAAUGAAAUUAGCAGGCAUUUUAUUAUUUUUUA